This is a messenger RNA of Centropristis striata (black sea bass), 2939 nucleotides long. It is a transcript of the gene hspb8, whose product is annotated as heat shock protein b8. Gene Ontology annotation, cellular component: cytoplasm; nucleus; protein folding chaperone complex. Bases 240 to 896 code for a protein of 218 amino acids. Gene Ontology annotation, molecular function: protein homodimerization activity. Lineage: Eukaryota; Metazoa; Chordata; Actinopteri; Perciformes; Serranidae. Gene Ontology annotation, biological process: cellular response to unfolded protein. The transcript has 3 exons. The record is from RefSeq and is a predicted model, not a curated record.
AGAGCCAGGAGGGAUUCACUUUUUCAAGGAAAAGGCAGUGCACACUUUGACACUUUGCUGUUGGAUCGACUGGUGCCUGGUUGCGUAACGGUGAUGCGUAAAAACCAAAAGAGAUAACAAGAAACAACUUUUACCACGAAGAUUUACGCACUUUUAUUUUUUUAUUUACAGAAAAGUUUUUGUUCGGGGGUUGUUUGGCGCAAAGGGCAGAACUUUAACUGGUUUUAACUCGGCUGGACAUGGCAGAGGGAGACUUCUACACGAUGGGAAGCCGGCAGAGGUUUCCCAGGGACCCGUUUGGAGAGUCGCCGUUCAGAGACCAGUCUCCGUUGCUCGCGUCUCGGUUUAUGGAAGAUGACUUUGGGAUGCCAGCUUUCCCCGAUGAUCUGUCCAUGGACUGGCCGGGCUGGGCUCGGCCGGGUCGGCUCGGCACGCGCCUCAGCUCCUCGCCCUUCAGCAGCAGUUUACGCACAGGUUUCCCCCCGCGGCAGUCCACGGGAGGCCCCGCCGUGUACACCAGCAGGUACGGGGAGCCGUCCUCCCGGAGCUCCCCCACCACCACCGGGGGGGAGCCCUGGAAAGUUUGCGUGAACGUGCACAGCUUCAAACCAGAGGAACUAAACGUGAAAACGAGAGACGGAUUUGUAGAAGUUUCAGGGAAACAUGAAGAGAAGCAGGAAGAAGGAGGCAUAGUGACAAAGAAUUUCACAAAAAAGAUACAGAUCCCGUUAGAUGUGGACCCUCUGACCGUGUUCGCCUCCUUGUCCCCUGAGGGCGUCCUCAUCAUCGAAGCUCGCCAGACGCCCCCGUAUUACCUCUUCAGCAACGAGGGCUCCCAGGGUGGAGACGAACAGGAAGUGGAGGCCCUUAAGCCCCAAGAGGCCCCUAUGGUCUAAACAAAAAAAACCCGACCUCAAUCCUCACAUAUAACAAAUCAUCCUGCACAAUCGAUUACAAGUUUGAUAUGAAAUGUGUGGCCUUCAGCUUCAUGUUGUAAGACACCUGGAAUUAAAAUGUGUAAAAUAUUCUUUAGGUAAGUCCUAUUUUGAUUUCUUUAUUAAAGCUGCACAAGGCAAGUUGUAAUGCAUUCAAGCAGAAUAGUGAAGAUUUGGGUAUCACUUCUCUUUCAUGUUGAAUGUAAACCCAAAAUGUCCAGAAGAACCAACAAAAAAAGAUAGUAUAUAUUAUCUUUCAGGCUGUUCUCAUUCACUUUUCAUACUUAUAGCUACAAAUAAUUUUAUGUGCGGUAACUUUUAGAUCAUGCAAUUUAGAUGUGCAGCCUUUUACGACCCGUAUAAACGUUUGUUGUAUGGCAGCCAUCUCUUUUGACCUUAGUUAUUGUAAAAAAAAAAGGGUUGUAGAAUAAAGAGCGAGAAAGUCAGUUAUAGGAGGAGCUUAAAGUGGAUGGAGGGGUCAGAAAAACACAGGACUUUCUCCCUGGAGGCUGGUGUUCAUGUUGCGUAUAAAACAAAAAAGACCGUUAUUUUGGUGUUACCCAAAAACCCGCAAGAACAGACGUCAUUAUCCAAACUAUAUAAAAACCUUUCAGGAACGUAUUAUAUAGAAGGGUCAUAGUAUAAAGAGUGAGAAAGUUCGUAAAAGGAGGAGCUUAAGGUGGAUGGAAAAACCCAGGACUUUCUCCCUGGAGGCUGGUGUUAUAUUGCGAGAACAGACAUCGUUAUACAAACUAUAUAAUAACAUUUCAGGAACGUCCAAGCUAACUAAUUAUCGUAUUGCUAAAUGUGACUGUUGGCUAUCUAAGGUUGGCAAAAGAGAAUGUAGAUCAAUUAUUCUUGACGUUCACAUUACUUCCAUACUGUUUUCACUGCAUUGGUAAAGCUUGUAAUGUGCCAUCUUCCUUAAAUUCAGUGUCUGCUUAACUUGUAAAUUAACUUGUGUGCAUAACUACUUCACUUUCUACGCCAUGUACGAAAGUAGUUAGUUUUGCCCAAACUCUGAGAUUUUUUCUUAACCUGACCAAGUUCUUUUGUUGCCUAAACAUAACCAAGUUGUUCCAUCUUCUAACGUUAAACACAAAAUAGCGAUUACGUGUUUAAAACAGUGACCCUUUGACUAUUCCUCAACAUUAAACAGUUUGUAAGAUACCGUUUACGAGGACACUAUUGCAUGUUUAUCUUCAGUAGGUAAGUGUUUAAACGACCUUCUGUAUUUAUCUUAAAAACAGUUAUAGCUUCUGCAGGAAGCCCUCAGUGUGUUAACUUGUCUUGUGCAGCUUUGAUAUUGUAUAUGGGCACUGGUGGACUCAUGGGGAGUCGGUGCCCUGUGCCACUGUGUUGGAAAAAAAAUCCAAGUUUAAUGCCCCUAUGGUAGAUAAAACAUGAUAAUGUGCACUUAAAGGUGCCCUUAAAUUAGAGAAAACAUGAUGAAGUUGCUGGGCCACUGAUGCAUUAUUAGUCAUAUAAAGUUAUAUGACACUGUACAUCAAUUAAGUUUAUAUUUGUAUUUAUAUUAACAUGAAAUUGAUGUAGUGGAACUGUCUUUGCAUCAAACGUAUUGUAUGUGAUUUCUUUGGUUUUUAAAAAAAACAUGACAAAUGUGCCUUUAUUUCCUUGAGUGCCUUGACUUAGUUUGUCUUUUGAGUUAAUGAAUGUCACGUAAACUGACAAGAAACGAAAGGAAGUUACCUUUUGUGGCUUCAUUAGAGGGUGAGUUGUGUGCAUUAUUACUGUGUUCUACCAAAGUGUAUUGUAAAUAUACUUCAAUAAGUGCCAAUUCAUGAUAAAUAAUAAUCUGACGUGUUCCAGGUUUUGCAAUAUGGUUUGCAUUUUUUUUUCCUCUUUUCUAUUUGAGCAUUCAGGAAGAUGGCUGCAUGAUUGUUGGAGCGGACAGACUCACUUGUUUGCCAAAGACGUUUGUUUCCUGCCUUCUUUUCUGUCGAUGUCUUUGUAUUGGCUGAUGCAAUAAAAACGUCCAGCCAA